AUGCUUUGUGAAGGGAAACUGCUGAGCAUGGCCUACCUCCACGCAGAAGAAUCGUCCCUCCCGUGCCGAGAGAGGCAGCAGAGUACUGUUGGAUCUUCUUCCCGCUCUACAGGCGUCGUUACGCACCUCCAUCACGAUCCCUCGGAGCAGGGGGCCGACGUUGCCGGCGGGAGUCCUCCAGAAGUCUCCCAGCUGGAGUCUUUGGAUCUGUACAGAACCCAGCCGGGCAUAGAAAACUCGCUGGGAAUUCAGAUCCCCUCUCCCCGCUCGGGGGGCGACGCCACCUUCCUGGUUCCGUCCUUCUGUCAGAGCAUCUGCCAGAACUACAGCGACCUCCACAUCGGGGGCGACCAGGUUCUGCCCCUGUCGGCCGACAGCGGCGAGCAGGUGCACGUCGACGCCCAGGCGGUGGGUCCCUUCUUGCAGUCCUGUGACGUCCCGCCGCCCGGGGAGGACUCCCCUCCGAGACGAGCUGCACAGGUUGGGCUCCUGCUGCCUCUCAGGGCCGGCUCCAAUCACUGGACACAGGGAAGUGGUCGUGAUCGGAGCGUUUUGUUCCAAGGGCGCGAGGGACCCUACACCAACUCGCUCCUGAACGGCUACCUGGAACAGAAGCUCCUGGAUCUGUACCAGCAGUACAUGAUGGAGAACAUGGCCAGAAAUUCAGGCCCCGUUUGCUCCCUGUUAGGCUCAGAGAUGGUCCUGACCAGCCUGGACCAGAUCACCUUGCAACUGAGCCGGGAUGGGAAUCUAGAGGCGGGCGUGGCCAAGGACAUGGUGCUGUCGUGUCUGCUGAGGGUGGCCGGGGAAGUGGAGUCCAGCGAGAUCAGCACACCGUUUCUGCAAAUCUCCAGUGACGUGUCCAAGGAGCACAUCAACCAGUACGAAGAGCAAUGACGCCAUCUUUCAUUCUUUGCCACGUUGACAUUUAUUAUAUACAGUGGUGCCUUAAGAUACUAAAAAAAGCAUCAGUUUGCCAAAUGUUUAACAAUACAAAAAAAGCUGUUUAAUGCCACUCCCAUUUCAACUUACUGUCAGACUAAACCAAACAUGCAACCAGUUCAGGGUGUACCCCGCCUCCUGCCCGAUGAUAGCUGGGGUAGGCUCCAGCACGCCCGCGACCCGAGUGAGGAGAAGCGGCUCAGAAAAUGGAUUGGAUGGAUGUAUUUAUAC
This is a messenger RNA of Phycodurus eques (leafy seadragon), 1173 nucleotides long. Its product is annotated as TLR adapter interacting with SLC15A4 on the lysosome. Gene Ontology annotation, biological process: regulation of toll-like receptor signaling pathway. The transcript has a single exon. NCBI's taxonomy places the organism in Eukaryota, Metazoa, Chordata, Actinopteri, Syngnathiformes, Syngnathidae. The record is from RefSeq and is a predicted model, not a curated record. The coding region runs from base 1 to 897 and encodes 298 amino acids.